Staurois parvus is the source of this 159-nucleotide messenger RNA. The record is from the annotation of a GenBank genome assembly. Lineage: Eukaryota; Metazoa; Chordata; Amphibia; Anura; Ranidae.
AUGUUCAUGUUUUCCUGGCCAAGUUGCAGGGACUACGAGGGCAGCCCCAUCUUGUGUAGAUGCUUCUAUAGUUAUCCAGAAAUGGUGGUGUCAGAUGCAGCCUUGUUUAGAAGGAGAAGACUGCAAAGUUCUACCAGACUUGUCAGGUUGGAGUUGUAG